Messenger RNA from Neodiprion virginianus, 4000 nucleotides. RefSeq names its product E3 ubiquitin-protein ligase NRDP1 (gene elgi). The record is from RefSeq and is a predicted model, not a curated record. The transcript has 5 exons. Gene Ontology annotation, biological process: positive regulation of JNK cascade; regulation of canonical NF-kappaB signal transduction; protein K63-linked ubiquitination. Gene Ontology annotation, cellular component: plasma membrane signaling receptor complex. Bases 342 to 1313 code for a protein of 323 amino acids. Gene Ontology annotation, molecular function: ubiquitin protein ligase activity; metal ion binding. NCBI's taxonomy places the organism in Eukaryota, Metazoa, Arthropoda, Insecta, Hymenoptera, Diprionidae.
UAGUUUUUUUUACUGCUAGUAAAUAAGGUAAAUAUUGCAAUCGCCGUUUCAGACACCUCAAAAAUUAGUUCUAAAAACCUACUUUGUAUGAGUGGAUGCGAUCAAUUUGGGGACAUGAAAAAACGCGAGGUUAUCCUAAAGUUGCGAAAUAACGACUUUCUCUAUAGAUGCAUCAUUACAAUAACGUGACAAAAUUCAGCCUGAUCGUGCAUCCAUAUACGUCGAGGCUUGAGGCACACACGUUUGAAUACAUGCACACACACACAUACCUGGGAGCUGUCACAAUAACGAAAUAGCAAAUCGAAGAAGUGAGAGCCGUUGUCCAAGUCGGAAGGUGUGAAAUGGGCUUCGAAGUUCAUCGAUUUCAAGGCGAAGUUGACGAAGAACUUCUUUGCCCGAUCUGCUCCGGCGUUUUGGAGGAGCCUGUUCAGGUAAGUGAUGUGUUACAGGCUCAACUCUGCGAGCAUGCAUUUUGCCGGGCUUGCAUCAACGAGUGGAUCAACCGACAACCGACCUGUCCUGUAGACCGUGCGCCGAUAACGUCUGCGCAACUGAGGCCUGUACCUAGAAUCCUAAGAAAUUUGCUAGCCCGAUUAUGCAUUGGCUGCGACAAUACGAUAUACGGAUGCCAAGUUGUCGUAAAGUUGGAUUGCCUUGUCGCACACCUCGACGAGUGCGAGUACAAUCCAAAACGGCCAAUGCCAUGCGAGCAAGGCUGCGGAUUGAUAAUACCGAAAGAUGAGCUGAACGGUCAUCAUUGCAUACGAGAACUACGCAGCCUGAUACAAUCACAGCAACAGAAGUUGACCGACGUGAAAAGGGAACUGGGAGAACAACAGUUUCAGAUCAAUGAACAAAAACGGGAAAUACAUUUGCUUAAGGAUUUUAUGAGAGCAAUGAGGGUCUCAAAUCCGGCCAUGAGAGCUAUCGCCGAUCAAAUGGAACGCGACGAAGUUGUCAGAUGGUCCGCCACGCUUCCUCGUGCCAGAGUAACUAGAUGGGGGGGUAUGAUUUCCACACCUGAUGAGCUGUUACAGGUAAAAACAAUGAUCAAGAGAACACUAUCAGAAUAUAAUUGUCCGCCACAUGUGAUUGAUGAACUGAUGGAAAACUGUCACGAAAGAAAAUGGCCACCUGGAUUAAAUUCUUUGGAAACGAGGCAGAGUUCUCGGCGUCAGUAUGAAAAUUAUAUAUGCAAAAGAGUACCUGGUAAGCAGGCUGUGCUGGUGCUUCAUUGUGAUAACACUCAUAUGCCUGAAGACAUGAUGGUAGAGCCAGGUUUAGUUAUGAUUUUUGCUCAUGGUAUUGAAUGAACAAACUGAGAUAAGAAUCUGCAUCAAAAUUUUAUAAAGACUGUACAACAUGGAAAGGAAAUUUACUUACAAAUGAAUUUCGAACACAGUCUUGUUUGAUGCAAAAAAAUCCGUACUAAUCAGCUCUUAUCAAUGUUAUACAAACUGAUGAUUCAGAGGUGAACGAUAUCUUGUCAAAGAAUUAAUCUGUUGUAUAAAAUGCACAAAAAGUUGCAGGUAUCAAAAGUCAUUUUUGGGGCGCAAAUCUAUUAUCUGUACAAAGGUGUUGUACAGAAAUUCUUGUGAGUUGUUGUGUGAUAUUUAUGCUUUUUACUUUACCAAAUACCAUUUUCGUCCCUGAAUCCAAGGUACUAAAGGUAUAACGAGUAAGACAUAAUAAUAAAAAACAAUCGUAAGAAUUCCACUACUAAAAUAGUGAAUAUAAAAUACAAGCCAUAGUUUCGAAGCAAUUUCGAAAUGUUAGCUGGGAGUAUUUGGUGAAUGUCCUAUGAGAUGUCGAUACGCUCAUCGAUAUGUAAUAUUUAUCGACCGACUGAAAUCGUCGUAAAGCCAAUUGCGAUGGUAUCAGUUUAGGCACAAGUCUGAGGUAUAAUCUGACUUUUAAAUAUCUCCACCUAUGAUUAAAACCUAAAAACAGUUUGUAUGAUAAUUUAUUCGUGAUCAAUGUAUUAUAUAUAAUAGUCCUAACGUGACAACCAAAUCAAGACUGUAUAUUUUUAUAAAUGAUUCUAUUCGUUGUUUAAUACCGCGAUAAGUUAUUGUUACUGGCAAUUAGUUAUUAUCGCUCUGUCAUAAUUGUCUAUACACGGAGUCUGUAGCGCAGUCUUCUAACGUAUGACGAGAAAAAGUUGCCUUUUAGAUGUACUGCUUAUUAGGAUAGGGCUGACAUAUUGUUGUCACAUUUGACGAAUUUCUCCGUAAUCUAAUACGUUUACAGUCAUUCAAGACUGCCACUAAUGUUAAUAUACGUACUGUCUAUACAUAUGUAAUACACGAGUAAUAUCCUGACAUCCUUCGAUUUUGGUGUAAAUUUGUUAUGCGAAGUGCAUGGUCAAGUGGAGUUUUAACUGGAAACAAAGGCACAGCAUUCAAAUCAGGACUCGGGGUCAUGUCAAAUUGCUCCACUGUACUCUUACGACGCACAAUAAAAUAUUGCAUAGUCAAAUUUACACCUAGUUACGCAUGAACAAUUUAUAAGAAAAUCUAACGAUCCAAGGACCCCGGCUUAGCAGAACUAACAAAGCACGUCCGCGAAGCCUUUCUGCUUUGUAUGAUUUUCUACAAGUAUCCGGUUCGUCUUUUAUCAUUUUCCCUGGAGACCAAAUUCCAUGCGGAUUGGUCGAUAAUUAAUGGUUUCGAAAGUACGAGGGUUGGAAAUUACUGAAAGAUUGUUCAAUAUCUUGAAAGUAGAAUAACAAGGCCGAUAAAAAAAAUACUUUUCAAUUAUUUAGUUCACUUCACACCUUUGCAAAGUAUUGUCAAAAUCUGAUAUGCAGGCCUUGCAGACAUUGUUGUCAGUUAACAUGCCCCAGACAUUUUUCUACACUUAGCAAUCUUGACCUCGCCGAUUUUCAGCGGACUAAUUAUAGAAUAUCUUCUGACAAUGGCAGUCAUUAUUUUAUUACACUUUAUUGCUUUGAGUCUUUUCCAAAGUGCUCUGAUCGUAAGUCUCGAAAAAUUUGUUAGGUAAAUACAUAUCCUAACUUGAAGUUGCAAUUAAAAGAAACUUGAUAUACAUGCGUUUCUCAUCUUGACCUAUUUUAGCAGUAAUUUUAUAUUUGCAUUAAUGUUCAAAUAUUCGAACUGAUAUUUGUUCAAAAACUGAGGAACCCGUAUGUUAAACUUAUUGUUAGUUUUAAAUACUCGAGAUUUCUGUAUGAUGAUUAAAAUGACUAUUUCACCAUUUGUUCUUACUUAUCAUACAAUAAAAUCAGUAAUAUUAUUCUCAGCAUUUAAUCAUUUCGUUUAUCACUGCAGUUUCUGACUGGGUACUAAUCACCCAAUAUAUAAUAAUAUAUAAUAUGAAUAUAUAAUAAGAGUCGAGAAUUAAUCUAUGAAACACUAAAAUGGCAAAAUUUAGUAUAUUGAUUGGAAUAAGGUUGAAAAAAGACGUGUGCUGCUUGCACUGUAAAAUGAUUCAUAAUAUAUUGCUCGACGCGUCAAAUGUAUUUUUACCAUUAUAAAAAAAUAACAUACUUCCAAAUUAUAUAAUCUAGAAAAGAACAAAGACGUCGAAUGUUUGUUUUUGGGAAAAUAACCCAUCAAGACUACAACUAAUCACUGAUACCGUUUUGAUGUAACUUCACCUACUCAAACUUUUGUAAUAUUGAGUUUGAUACAGUAAAAACUGUACACAAUAUAUGUGUUAUUUAAAAAUAUCUUUCGGUUUGUUUAUUUCACAGAUAUAUUAUUAUGAACAACAUAAUAAAAGACAAAAAACAUUUUAAAACAUACAAGUAAAAUUCACUAGCCAUUACAGCUGGAAUUUUAAUGGCGUUACAAUGAAAGCCGAAUAAUGAACUUGAUGUCGCUUGUUGAAUACAACACACAUGUAUACGACUGUUAAAUGCUCUCAAAGGCUGUUUCAACAAAUCUAAGACUGAGAAUUAUCGUUCUGGUUGUUUUAAAAUCAUAGAAUUGGAUAACUGGUGCAUUGACUUGGUAAAAAUUGUUGAUACUCGUAAUGA